UUGUUUAGGUUCAAUCGUCACUUGUCAACAAACCUGUCAAUUAGAUAAAAGUAGUUAGAUAUCCUACCAACUUUAGCGAAUACCUGCGUUUAUAUGCCAUGUCAUUCCUUUCGAAGCACUCUUUCCAGUACAAAAGUCUACGUAGACUGAAAUAUUUUGGAUCAGGACGUAUGGGAGAGAGAAAAAUUACUGUUUAUCACAGACAUUUGGCAGAAGAUAAAAGUAAAGACUCAGGUGCUGAAAAUGUUGGAAAAGAGAAUACAGAAAACAACAAGGAUGACAAUACAGAUGUUAUGAAGGGAAAGGAAGAAAGUGCAGUAACUGAGGCAGAGACAAAGUCAAGAUUUUCAAACUAUGUUGAAGAGGUUAAGGAAUCACGAAGGGAGUACCUCAAGGGCAGAUCUGGAUAUUAUGUUAAACCUACUAAUCGACAAAAGCUAGCUUUACUCUGGGCCAAAAAGUAUCCAACAAGGGAUGAUAUUCCAGAAACUGUUGUACACCAGGAGAUUAUAUAUGCUGAGAAUACUGUAAGAACAGUAACUCUUUACUGGAUGUUACUGACAAUGUUUAUUACUUUUAUAACUUUAAUCAAAUGUGGACAAAGUAGAAAAAGAAUAUAUCAUGAAAAAAUCCGGAAGAAACAGGAAAAGAUUUUCCACGACAGAGAAGAAAGAUUUGAGAAGCAACUUGCAGAAUCAAAAAAUUAGUUGCUGAUAUUAUAAGAUUGAUUUAUUGCUGUUAUAACAUGACAGAUGGGUCAUGUUUAUAUUUAUGUUAUGCCAUUGGAUGUCUUUCUGUCCAACCACAAAUGGUCAAGGGUCACUGUAAUCGAAAACAGAAAUUAGGUGAAUUGAAGAUAUUAUAAUGUUUUAGUAGAAAGUCCCUUUAUUUGAACAACAGAAAACAGCAAACAGAAUGGUCCCUUAUGCUGUUGUUUCUAGAUAUGUGUAUGUAAUUUUGUGAUAACAUGUAAAGAUUUGUUUGUUUAUAUGUAUGUUUAUAAUAUGAGAUUUUAAGUCUGUAACAACAGUGGUUUAGGGUAAAAAGUGAAUAAUAAGAGUAAAAAGGUAUGGGGUUAAAAUAUAUACAUGUAAUGGGGUUAAGAAAGAUCAAUUAUAAGUUAAAAAGAAAAAAACACAAAUUGAAAUGACCUGUAAAUGUCAUUUUCAAGGAUCACUCCAUAAAGGACAAGGUCACUGUUAAAGGUCACAAGUUCGAGCCUGUUAUACUUUGUAUUUACAGUCUAACUUUUAAAUUGCUGGAGAGGUACAAUGUUCAUGAUGUCUUCCUUAUUUUGCCUACAUCAGCUUCAAGGUUUCAGAUGCCAAACUUUAAGGUUAAUGCUUCAACUCGAGAUUAAAUGUUUGAGUCAUCUGGCCUGGUUGUUGACAUGAUGUGCAGAGCUAGCAUCUCAUUCACCCAACUUUAAGGUUGUUGGAACACAAUUGAAGUUCAUCUGUGUUACCAUUCUGAUUCAUUCCUUACAUAUCUCUUGAAUAGGGAGAGGUAAUUUAUAUUUAUGAUGUUUCUUUUACAUUGCAACAUUGUGCAGGGCACGCUGAAGUUGCACAAUUUCUACACAUUUCCUAACACCUUUACCUUGUAUACAUUGCUGUCCUACUCACCAUUGCAUUUUUAUGGAGGAAAAUAGUUUUUUACAAUGUCUUACUUAUGACAUAAAUGAUUUACUGUAAACUUCAAAUAUAUGUACCUUAUCAGCAACCACAGUAUAUGUGGAAAUGUUCAUAACUCUAGUUAUAAAACAAGAAUUGUUUUUCCUUUGAACAUAGAGUUUGCUUUUAAUUAGUUCUUUUUUUAUAUUCUUUUCUGAUACUGGUGAGGUUUAUGCAGGCUUAAGGUAGAUAGUUGUUUCUUAUCUACAUACACACUGUAUGUGAAAAUGGUUCAUCUUGCAAGUAACUAUAUUUAAGUAUCACCUCCCUUUUUUGAACCAGAAUUUUACUUUAAAUUUGUUACCUUUUACUGUAUCUUUUUUAUCAAACUUCAAGGACAUGUUCCUUAUCAUAUCCACAUAAUAAAUGUUUUAAAUUUACUACCGUCAUUACAAGAAUUAUCUCCCCCUUUUAACUUUUGUACUUUGAAAAAAAAAAGUAUUUUUUAAGGAAUUUUAGAAUAUGGGCUAUGUUUUACAAAUGGUUGAUAACAAGGUAGGGUUAUUCAGAAUAAAUUUAUAGACAAUAGUAAGAAUAUGCCCAUCAAAUAUAUGUACUAUCUAAACCUAAAUGUGCAGUUUUGAGUUGUGGUACUUAGUGAUAUUAAAAUAGGGCAUUUUAAAGAAAAAUGAGUCAAUAUUUAUACUGGUGUGCUUGAUUUUUAUACUGGUGUGCUUAAUUUUUAUAGAUCAUCUUUGCAUAAAUGUGUAUUUUGAUAAAGAAAUAAUAACACCCAAAUUUCAAGUCCAUUUGUGUUAUUACGCUUCAGCCUUUUUAGCUCACCUGUCACAAAGUGACAGGGUGAGCUUUUGUGAUCGCUUUUCAUCCGGCGUCCGUCGGUAAACUUUUACUUUAAAUGACAUCUCCUCAUAAACCACUAAGCCAAUUUCAUCCAAACUUCACAGGAAUGUUCCUUUGGUGGUCACCUUUAAAAAUUGUUCAAAGAAUUUAAUUCCAUGCAGAACUCUGGUUGCCAUGGCAACCGAAAGAAAAAACUUUAAAUAUCUUCUUUUAAAAAACCAUAAGAGCUAGAGCUUAGAUAUUUGGCAUGAAACAUCUUCUAGUGAGUGUCUACCAAGUUUGUUCAAAUAAAAGCCCUGGGGUCAAAAUUGGCCCCGCCCCGGGGGGUCAUUGAUUUUCCCUAUAUGCAUAUAGUAAAAACUUAAAAAAUCUUCUUUUAAAGAACCCAAAGAGCUAGAGCUAAGAUAUUUAGCAUGAAAUAUGUUCUAAUGGGUGUCUACCAAGUUUGUUCAAAUAAAAGCCCUGGGGUCAAAAUUGGCCCCGCCCCGGGGGGUCAUUGAUUUUCCCUAUAUGCAUAUAGUAAAAACUUAAAAAAUCUUCUUUUAAAGAACUCAAAGAGCUAUGGCUAAGAUAUUGAGCAUCAAACAUGUUCUAAUAGGUGUCUACCAAGUUUGUUCAAAUAAAAGCCCUGGGAUCAAAAUUGGCCCCGCCCCAGGGGGUCAUUGAUUUUCCCUAUAUGCAUAUAGUAAAAACUUAAAAAAUCUUCUUUUAAAGAACCAAAAAAAUCUUCUUUUAAAGAACCAAAAGAGUUAGAGCUAAGAUAUUUAGCAUGAAACAUGUUCUAAUAAGUGUCUACCAAGUUUGUUCAAGUAAAAGCCCUGGGGUCAAAAUUGGCUCCGCCCCGGGGGGUCAUUGAUUUUCCCUAUAUGCAUAUAGUAAAAACGAGACACAAGUUUGUUCAAAUAAAAGCCCUUGGGUCAAAAUUGGCACCGCCCCGGGGGUCAUUGAUUUUCCUUAUAUGUGUAUAGCAAAAACUUAAAAAAUCUUCUUUGAAAAAACCCAAAUAGCUAGAGUUAGAUAUUAAGCAUGAAACAUCUUUUAGUGAGUGUCUACAAAGUUUGUUCAAAUAAAAGACCUGGGGUCAAAAUUGGCCCCGCCCUGGGGGUCAUUGAUUUUCUUUAUAUGUGUAUAGCAAAAACUUAAAAUCUUCUUUGAAAAAACCCAAAUAGCUAGAGUUUAGAUAUUAAGCAUGAAAUAUCUUCUAGUAAGUGUCUACAAAGUUUGUUCAAAUAAAAGCCCUGGCCCGGCCCCAGGGGUGUCAUUGUUUUUAACUAUAAUUAUGUGUAUAGUAAAAAUCUUCUUUUAAAAAGCCCAAUGAGCUAGAGCUUAGAUGUUUAGCAUGAAACAUCUUCUUAUGGGUGUCUACCAAGUUUGUGCAAAUAAAAGCCCUUGGGUUAAAUUGGCCCUGCAACGUUGGGGGGUGGGGGUUGGGGGGGGCCUAUAUACAGGUGAGCGACCUCAGGGCCAUCAUGGCCCUCUUGUUUAAUGUAGAAAUAAGAUAAGAAAAAUUUCUUGAAUUCUCAUGUAUGUAUGUAUUGGAUGUGAGGGCAUAGUAAGUUGUGACUGUUUGUUAUUUUAGGAUGCAAAAUUUCUAUUAGAAUUAUACAUGAAAUGAAUGACCAAUUGACUAUUGACAUUAUUUGCUAGUCUGCUAAAUUCAUUGAACUUUGUGGCAUUACAAGUAAUUAAUGAUAUUAAGUUCAUUUUCACUUAUUUUGAGGUACAUAAUUCUAAGAAUAUUCAAUCAUGUGACUUUCAUCAUAUAGCUGGGGAUAUUAUCAAGUCGACAAAUUUGUUAGUUUUUCUUAGUUUUGUGUUUCUUUAUUAUUCAGUAUUAAAUUAAUCAAGAAUUCUGCAUCCUGUGGCAGCUCUUGUUAAUUGAAAUCUUUUCAUGUUUCCUCUAACAACUUUGCAUUCAGGCAUUUUGCCUGCCAGUAUGUGAUGUUCUUGUAUGUACAUAUAAUGUUAAGUGUGCCUUUGAAUUAUAAUGCAUUGAAUAUAACCUGGAUGGAUAGAAAAAAAUUGUGAAAAUAUAUAUGUAAAAAAACUUGUAAUGUGA
This is a messenger RNA of Ruditapes philippinarum (Manila clam), 4533 nucleotides long. RefSeq lists its product as uncharacterized. Lineage: Eukaryota; Metazoa; Mollusca; Bivalvia; Venerida; Veneridae. The transcript has 5 exons. The coding region runs from base 99 to 707 and encodes 202 amino acids. The record is from RefSeq and is a predicted model, not a curated record.